AUGGAGUGCAACAAUAAGAAUCUAUACCUUCAUGCUCCUACUUUCAUUGAGUGGCUCAAACCAUGUACUUCUCCUAACACAAUAUCUACUUCUUCUUCAUCAUCUUUUUCUUCUUCUUUUUCCUUCCCCUGGCAUGACUUUGUUCAUGAAACCAUCCAAUUCUUGCCCAUUUUAACUGAAAAGGCCUCAAAAGAUGAAUACCAUCAUCAAAGUUUUGAGGUGAAAGAGGAAAAGCUUGAACAAGUCUCUGUGGCUUUGCACAUUGGUUUGCCUGACAGUGCUAAAAGGCAUCAUGAGGUUGUUGAUGAUGAUGAUGAGAAGAUGAUUUUCCAUGUCAAGGAAGAAGAAGCCUCCUCCAAGAGAAGCUUCCAUGGCUGCUCCUUUAACCAAGAGAGAAGGUUCUGGAUUCCAACUCCAGCACAGAUCCUCGUUGAACCGAUGCAGUUUUCUUGCUCCAUAUGCAGCAAAACCUUCAUUAGGUAUAACAACAUGCAGCUACAUAUGUGGAGUCAUGGAUCAGAAUUUAGGAAAGAAACACAUGCACUGAAAGGAACACAAUCAACAACAAUGUUAAGGUUGCCAUGUUACUGCUGCGCGCACGGUUGCGAGUACAACAUCAACAAUCCAACGGCGAAGCCUUUGAAAGACUUCAGAACCCUCCAAAGGCACUACAAAAGGAGGCACGGCACAAAGCCUUUUAUGUGCAGAAAAUGUGGGAAAACAUUUGCAGUGAAAGGUGAUUGGAGAAGUCAUGAGAAGACCUGUGGCAAGUUGUGGUACUGCACUUGUGACUCAUACUUCAAGAACCAAAGAUCACUUAAUAAGGACCAUAUUAGGUCCUUUGGAAAGGGACACAACCCUCAUCCUCCCUUUGAAGCUUUAGAGGAUGAGAAGGAAUGCAUCACUGGCUCUGAUGAAGAUGAGAUCAAUGCUCAUGCAUGAUCUGAUUAACAUUCU
Messenger RNA from Vigna angularis (adzuki bean), 957 nucleotides. RefSeq names its product zinc finger protein WIP3. Lineage: Eukaryota; Viridiplantae; Streptophyta; Magnoliopsida; Fabales; Fabaceae. Gene Ontology annotation, biological process: anatomical structure development; regulation of gene expression. The transcript is spliced from 2 exons. Gene Ontology annotation, molecular function: DNA-binding transcription factor activity. The record is from RefSeq and is a predicted model, not a curated record. Gene Ontology annotation, cellular component: nucleus. Bases 1 to 942 code for a protein of 313 amino acids.